Messenger RNA from Ostertagia ostertagi, 843 nucleotides. NCBI's taxonomy places the organism in Eukaryota, Metazoa, Nematoda, Chromadorea, Rhabditida, Trichostrongylidae. The record is from the annotation of a GenBank genome assembly.
AUGAACAACCUUAGUGCAGUAUGGGGUGAGCGCAUACGGCGGCUUGUUCACGAAAUGCUCAGAGACGAAAGAGACGUCACGGUUCUGGAGCUGCGACAGGAAAUGGUUUCAGCCUAUCCGGACUUCACGUUCUCGCCCAUGACGCUUUGGAGGCUGCUGAAGGGGCUCGGCUUCUCAUAUAAGAUCCUGAAGGGGCAACGGUAUAUUUUUGAACGGUCAGACAUUGCCCGCAAAAGACCUUUAUACCUGAGAAGGAUCGAAGAAGCCCGAACUAGAGGAGACUGCCUAGUCUUCAUGGACGAGACGACGCACUCCACGAAGCGGGAGAUUGUGGAAUAUCUUGCCUCGUAUGGCGUCGAAGUGGCUAUAAACAGCACGAAAGCUGCUCUCCUGGAGGAGCUUAACCACUUCGUCGCCAGUCGAGGAGGACUUGCAGCUUUGCGCUGUUACGCAGCUGAGAGGAUUUGUGAGGAAAUGGGGGUGAGCUUACUCAGGCUCCCUCCAUUCCACUGCUUUUUUAAUCCAGUGGAGUUGUGCUGGAGCUAUCUCAAGCAGCGUCUCAAUAAAAUUGGAAGACCGACGAAUAGACUGGAAACAUUCCUAACGACUACGAAUACGUCUGAGGAUCGGUUUGAAGAGGAAUUCUGUCAGCUGCUGAUCGAAUCUGAUGAAGAAAGCGAGGGACGUCAGGAUGAAACCGCAGACGAAUCGCAACUACACGACGAUGAUCCUGACUUCGAAACUGAAUCGGAAUCUGGUGAUGAACCUGAAAUAUCCUGGACAACGACGGCAUCAAUCCAUGACCGAUGGACUUUCACAGGGGAACAUGGACCAGCCGCCCAU